Molecule: messenger RNA, 4406 nt
Organism: Pungitius pungitius (ninespine stickleback)
Lineage: Eukaryota; Metazoa; Chordata; Actinopteri; Perciformes; Gasterosteidae
Gene: nck1b
Product: NCK adaptor protein 1b
Exons: 5
Coding region: 323-1507 (394 amino acids)
Biological process (GO): signal transduction; negative regulation of endoplasmic reticulum stress-induced eIF2 alpha phosphorylation; positive regulation of endoplasmic reticulum stress-induced intrinsic apoptotic signaling pathway
Molecular function (GO): ephrin receptor binding; receptor tyrosine kinase binding; signaling adaptor activity
Source: RefSeq, a predicted model, not a curated record
AGGUAGGAGUAACCAGGAAUGUGAACAGCUUGUGAGGCUGCUUGUGGCUAGCCUAGCACUGCUACCCAGCAAUGACAUGCUUUGAUAUAGAAAUGCUAUUCCAACGGGGCACAUCGUCUCAUCGGCUAGGCUAGCUUGUUGGGGUUGGAAAAAUAACCGGCCGCUAGCAAAUAUUCCCGUUUAUUGUUGGCGUCCUGCUCCUAGACAUUGACAAUUUCCCAAAGGACAUACGAAAGAGGUGGUCGUCGGGAAUCAGGUCCUCAAAAGUAUCGGAGCCCUUGAAGUUGUCAGCUUUGAUGCAGUACAGUGCACUGAGUGCAAGAUGACGGAAGAGGUGAUUGUCAUUGCCAAGUUCGACUACACGGCCCAGCAGGACCAGGAGCUGGACAUUAAGAAAAACGAGCGCCUCUGGCUCCUCGACGACUCCAAAUCGUGGUGGAGGGUCCGAAAUGCCACCAACAAAACGGGCUUCGUGCCGUCCAACUACGUGGAGAGGAAAAACAGUGCCAGGAAGGCUUCCAUUGUCAAGAAUCUCAAAGACACGCUUGGAAUCGGGAAGGUGAAGAGCCGAAAGGCGGGGGCGAGGGACACGGCGUCCAACGCCGACCCCGACGCGGGCACGGACAACGGGGAGCGGCUGUACGACCUCAACCUGCCCGCCCUGGUCAAGUUCAGCUACGCGGCGGAGCGCGAGGACGAGCUGUCCCUGGUGAAAGGCACGCGGGUCGUGGUGAUGGAGAAGUGCAGCGACGGCUGGUGGCGCGGCAGCUACAGCGGGCGGUCCGGCUGGUUUCCGUCCAACUACGUGACGGAGGACAUGGACGGGACGGCGGGCGGCGGCGUGGGCCUGGGCGGCCUCGGGGACCCGGCCGGAUCGCUCACGGAGAAGCUGGCGGCCGUGGUGAACAGCACGGCCAACGGCAACCGGGUGCUGCACACGGUGCAGGCGCUCUACCCCUUCAGCUCGGGCAACGACGAGGAGCUGAACUUUGAGAAAGGCGAGGUGAUGGAGGUGGUGGAGAAGCCCGAGAACGACCCCGAGUGGUGGAAGUGCCGCAAAGCGGACGGACAGCUGGGCUUGGUGCCCAAAAACUACGUCACCGUGCUGGACUCCGCCGCCCACAAGUACGCGGCGGGACCCGCCGGGCCGCCCACGCCCGACUGCGACUACAUCUCGCCCUCGAGCGUCGGGCGCUUCGCGGGGAAGGAGUGGUACUACGGCAAGGUGACGCGCCACCAGGCGGAGGUGGCCCUCAACCAGAGAGGCGUGGAGGGGGACUUUCUCAUCCGGGACAGCGAGUCAUCGCCGAAUGACUUCUCCAUCUCCCUGAAGGCGCAGAGUAAGAACAAGCAUUUCAAGGUGCAGAUGAAAGAAAACCUUUACUGCAUUGGACAGCGCAAGUUCAACUCUAUGGAAGAGCUUGUUGAACACUACAAAAAGGCCCCCAUCUUUACCAGCGAGCAGGGAGACAAACUGUACCUGAUCAAGGCCCUGGCUGCCUCCUGAUCCCUCUCCGUUACACACACACACACACACAUCUAUACAUUAACUUCAUCCCUAUAUAUAUAUACAUUCAGAUACUUAAAGCCAGAACACACACUAACAUUUAAACUCCAAGCCUGAGGACUUCAACACAUCAUCAGGACUUAAAUGCCCGAUUGGGGAGCAUUCCAAGAGGAGGUAUGGGAGAAGCGCAGAGUGAUGGAAGUGGGAGACACAAAGACUAUGGACUCCAGAGAGUUGACUACAGACUUCUCGGUCGCCUAUUUUAAAUUAUCCAGAUGCGUUAGGUCAUAGGCAAUGCCAUUUAUUUCCACCUUGAUAUCUAUUAGAGUUGCCUUUUUUAGUUUACUUUGUUUUGUUUUGUUUUUGUUGAUAAUAUAUAAUCUUUUUAACAUUUUCUUUUUAAAAAUGUGAUGACUUUUAACUGUUUCACUUCACAACAACUACCCGUAUGAGGCAUUCUUCGGAUGAGGUCGACCUUUCAAACUCGUUUAUUUUUUUUAUUUUUGUCUGUCUUUAUCUUCUCUUUAUGGUUGAGGACACGCUAAUCCGCAACUUCCGCUAACUGCUUAUGAUGAAUAAAAACUAAGUGACCAAAAUAUAUUUAUUGAUACAAUUCUGUUAGGAUCGCAGUAUCACACUCGCACGCCGCCUGUAGCCGAAAAGGAUUCGCAGCAUCCGACUUGGGUUGUGCCACUUUUUAUUUUUGUACAACAAGAACUGCUUGUCUGGCGUAUUGCUGUAUAUCCGUGUCAUGUGAAUGUUACAACGCCGCGCAGCCGCCCACUUUUGUGCGUGUGUCUAGAGGUCAUGUGAAGAUUCAGAAAGUCUUCCCCCUGCAUGAGUGUUGACCCGCUGGAGGCGAUGAGGCGGGGGGGGGCAGGGGGGAGUUUGGGAGUUCAGAGGAUGAUGUCACCGCUCGUGAAUUAGUGGCGGGAAUGGAUGAGUUGACUUGGAAAAAAGGAUGCUGGUUAUUUUCUGUGAUGUCUGACGUCUUAAGAAGUCUCCUAAUGUCUUUUUUUUUGGGGGGGUUGGGUUUACUCUAUGUUUCCCCCCCCCCCCCCCCCCCACCAAAUGUACGGUCAAUGUCAAGUUAGAACAGACGGCGCCUAAACGUGUUGAGCGGGACACAUGGUUUGUAUUUGCGGAGUGAAAAUGGACCAAGUCGAGUUUUGAAUGUUCGAAGGGGGCAGCGGCUGCAAUCAGAGCUGCAGCGUCGCUCAGGGAGACGAUGCUCCGCCAUGAUGACUUCUCCAGCCCGGGCCAGUUGGACCCGAGUGCAGAGACUGGGGAGGGGGAGGGGGAGGGCGAGGCGAAGAGUUUCAUUGUAGAGGAAUGGAAAAAUGGACCUUCAUCUUAUAAUGCAGUGAAGUGGGAUGUAGGGGAGAGACUCUGAAUGUGGAUCUGGAUUACUGCUCCCAGUCCGAUGAGUGAAAUGAACCUCCGUCAUGCUAGAAAAAAAGUGAUUUUGGAUGGGAGGGCUCGUAGCGUCUAAUCAAUCCAAGCAUGAACACAAAGCAUGGGUCCUUUUGUUUUCUCCCCCUCCAUCUCCCAGCUUUUCAUACGAGAGCUGCGUGUUUUCUCUGCAAAAGAUGAAUUAUAAAUAGUGCAACAAUUACCUUCCAGUUUGAUUUAUGGCUGUUUAAAAGAAACUGCCAGUUUCUGAUUAUGCGCCCACACUACCGGUAGCCAAUUAAUUUAAGUGAGAUCCCAUUUUAUUAAAUGGUUCAAAACCAACAUUCCGGGACUAAAAGGCUUCUGCUGGGACUCAGAAUUGCAUUUUUAACAUGGUUUAAAAUGCAAUUCUGAACCUUUUUUGUGUUUAUUUGGGGUCCCAAAUCUAUAAAAAACUAAAUGAAUAUGUUGUGCCUGUAUUCCCUUCGUUUUCAGUUGUCCCCUUUUUGAUUUCUGUCACCAAAUAAGUAUUUGCGUCCUCUUUUACACCCAACAGACCGUUGCAUUGGUGCCGUUUCUUCAUCCGCUGUAUGUGAGACGGUGUUUGGUACCCGUGGGAAAACACUACGGCCAAACACCCAUUUUAUUUUCACUUUGUGUUAUUUCCUCCCUGACUUCCAGUUCCACAGUAAAAUGACAAGCGCCAACGCAACGUGCUCCAGUUUGAAGGAUUUAGGAGAGUUUAAUGUGCCUUCACAGCUUUCUGUCAACCAAAGGUUUAGCGCCCCCCCCCCCCCCUUUCAUUUCCUUUCUUCUUGACACCUCUCAUCACCACUGCGUGCUGAUUGGCUGAGGCUUUGCAUCCGAUUAGUGAGUGUUUGGGGGUGGCGUCCUUGUGGAGAAGAGUUUCCUCAUCUAGCGGUCGGCGGAGGAAAAAAAAAAAAAAAAAAGUCACUGUCUAACGUUUUUCUUUUCGGUCUCUCAUAAAAUGCCCAUUAGGUGACACUGUGUAGUUUCAAGUGACCUUACCUUUAUUGCUGAGAUCGUGGAGUGUAACUUCUUAAGUGGACAGUGAAAGCCAACAUGUAUGUUCUAUAAUAUGUGCUCAUGUUCAUUCAGAAACCCCCUCCAUCCCCCAGGUGUGAUGUAAUCAUGACCCGAAUCUCGUGUCAGAGCACCUCAAGCAACCGUCAUGGUUUCCCCGGAGAUGACUUAUUUUCACGUCUGUAUGUAUUUCGUAUAAAGACUAGUGAAAGACAUUCACUUUUUGCAGUUUAGCCACAUUUACAUAUGUAAAGAAAAUCCUCAAUACUUAAAACGUCUUACUUGAUAUUCAAAUCCAGAACUCCAGUGUCUCCCUGAAACAAUGUCUUUAUGACCUGGGAUCUUUUUUUCAUCUCACACCAACGGAGGCUGCAUGAGCAGAGCCUUGUAGCUGUACAGAGAUGGUUCUUAAAUCUGCUUAAAUGGACUCUGCAGUCACUUGUGACGGAUAUUAUUAAACAAA